UUGAUUUGGAGAAAUUGGUGAAUGACGGUUUAUGCAUUUUAUUUGUUUGAUCGUCAAGGCAACUGUUUGUGCUAUAGAGAAUGGAGUAGACCCAAACUUAUGAAGGAUGCUACACAAGAUCAGAAAAAUACUUUUGGUGUAUUAUUUGCUUUAAAAAACUUUUGCAAGAAACUAUCUCCUCGACAACCUGGAGGACAACUGAAGAAUUAUUCGACAGAUGUAUAUUCACUUCAUUAUUUUGAAAGCCCUACAGGUCUUCGUUUUGUAUUAUUGACGAGUAGAGGUUCUGGAGACCUUUCCGGGGUUCUUCGUGAUAUUUAUUUGAAUGUAUAUGUUGACACAGUUACAAGAAAUCCAUUAUAUGUACCAGGAGAAUCUAUUCAGUCACAACUUUUCUUUUCGAAACUUGAUACUGCUAUCAAGGCACUUGCUUGUUUUCAAGACAACGAAGAAAACAAAAGUAUUUCAUGAUGACCAUAAUAAUAAAUGUCAUAGAUCGUCGUGAAUUGUUGUUAUCCAUGUUCACAUUUGUUCCUUAUUCUUUCUCCUAUAAGGGAGUUCUAAAGCCUAUUUAUGUAAAGUCUCAUCAAAAG
This is a messenger RNA of Galdieria sulphuraria, 593 nucleotides long. RefSeq names its product trafficking protein particle complex 1. Gene Ontology annotation, cellular component: TRAPP complex. The coding region runs from base 22 to 471 and encodes 149 amino acids. The transcript is spliced from 2 exons. The record is from RefSeq and is a predicted model, not a curated record. Gene Ontology annotation, biological process: endoplasmic reticulum to Golgi vesicle-mediated transport. NCBI's taxonomy places the organism in Eukaryota, Rhodophyta, Bangiophyceae, Galdieriales, Galdieriaceae.